This is a messenger RNA of Oryzias latipes (Japanese medaka), 1258 nucleotides long. Its product is annotated as ZPC domain containing protein 3. The record is from RefSeq and is marked provisional. Lineage: Eukaryota; Metazoa; Chordata; Actinopteri; Beloniformes; Adrianichthyidae. Gene Ontology annotation, molecular function: acrosin binding. Gene Ontology annotation, biological process: positive regulation of acrosome reaction; egg coat formation; binding of sperm to zona pellucida. Gene Ontology annotation, cellular component: extracellular matrix.
CAGUUUUCUUUUAAACCGUAUUUUAUCCUUACUUACAUACUGGCUGUCUUGUGGUGUCCCUAACACCUCCUAAGGCUCGUCAUGAAGGCGUUUUUGGCUCAUUCAGCCUCCCUCGUGCUGCUCAUUUCUUUUCUCCGUGGAGUUGCAAUUGCCAUCCGAACUCUAAAAGAAGGUCCUAUGAUUGAUGCAGACGGAAGGGAAUAUAAAACUGCUUCUUUGACAGAAGACUCCAGCCCGAGAGCAAGCGAUAGUGUCCGUGUAGAGUGCACAGAAGUGUCCAUGAUUGUCUACAUACAAGCAGACUUCUACAGAACUGGACGCCUUGUGUCUCCAGGGGACUUGUUUUUGGGAGGUGCAGAGCAUAAGCAGGACAGUCGGUGUCGGGCUGUUGUUUCUGGACACAAUGAGUAUGUCAUUGAAGCUGGCUUGCAAGACUGUGGCUCCAAGUUGACUAUAACAGAUGAUGAUGUGAUCUACUCAAACAAGCUGGUUUUCUCACCAGUUUCCAAUCACCACACUAUUACAAGGAUGACUGAUGCUAUAGUCCCUGUGUCCUGCCAUUACAAAAGAACACACACUGUAAGCAGCAGUAAUACUGAACAGGCGCCCAUGACGUUCUCUCAGUCAGCAAAGUUCUCAACCAAGAACUCUGCUUUCUCUUUGAAGCUGAUGGCUGAUGACUGGUUAACGGAGAUGUUGUCCAGCAAGUUUCAUCUUGGAGACUUUCUGCGCUUUGAGGCAAAGUAUACGGGCCCAGAGCCCAGGCAGCUUUUUGUCGAAAGCUGCGUUGCCACUCUGACACCUGACGCAACGUCGGUACCCAGAUACUACUUCAUUGAAAACCACGGGUGCUUCACUGAUUCAAAAGCGGGGUCAGUUGCCUCAUUCCUACCCAGAUCGAGAGCCAAUUUGCUUCAGUUCCAGAUUGAUGCCUUUCUGUUUCGUAAUGAUUUGAGAAACACUAUCUACAUCACUUGUAACCUGAAGGCUACCCUCCAAAUGAGGACCACCUUGACUGACAAGGCCUGCAAUUAUGUGCAUUCAAGCUGGAAAAGUGUGGAUGAGAACGAUAGUGUUUGUUGGUGUUGUGACAGUAUUUGCUACCAAAGUCUUCCCAGAGAUGAUGAUCUUUGUGACAUUGUCACUCUUGGUCCACUGAGGAUUAUCUCUAACAAGUAAAGAGCAAGUGACAAACUGUCUGCCAGAGGCUCUUGGAUUAAACCUGCGCAACGGUCUUGUAUGUCCAAAAAUAAAGUUU